AUGGAGGCUGUGAGUAUGGUGGAGGUAGUUAUGGAGACGGUUAUAGGCGGUGGUGGUCGCAGUUACGAUGGGGGUGGUUAUGGAGAUAGGGAAGGACCGAGAGGCGAAGAAUAUGGAGGUGGUGGCGGCUAUGGUGACGAUGGUGGCGGAGUUAGAGGACUAAUUCCAGCAGUUAUUCUUGCUUUUCUUGAAUCCGAGCUUCAGAAAUUGGAUGGUAAAGACGCGAGACUUGCAGAUUACUUUGAUAUAAUUGCUGGUACAGAAACUGGUAGCGUUACUACUGCAAUGCUGACUGCUCCAAAACGAAAUAAUCGUCCGUUAUUUGCUGCAAAAGAUAUCAAAGAAUUCUACAUGGAGCACUUCCCCAAUAUUUUCUCCAAGAGGAAUAAUUUUUUGAGCCGUGCUGCAAAGAGUGUUAAAUUAUUUUUCGGGCCAAAAUACGAUGGGAAAUAUCUUCACUCUCUUCUCAAGGAGAAAUUUGGGGACACAAAGUUGAAUGACACUCUAACAAAUGUUGUGAUACCUACUUUCGAUACCCAGCCCCUGAGACGUAACCUAACCGUAUUCUCCAACUAUCGGCAGGUGAUGAAUAAUCCGAAUUCGGACGCUUCACUCGUAGACAUAUGCAUGGGAAGUUUAGCUACCCCGAGUUAUCUGCCUUCCCAUUACUUUGAAACAAAUAACUCAAACGGAGAAUGCACACCAUUCAACCUCACCGGGGGUGUUGUUCCUAGCGAUCUGAUGGUGGCCACAAUGAUGGAAGUAACAUCGAAGGAUCCAAUGCAGAUGUUUGGUUUGACCUCAUUCGCGGACAUAUUGACAAAGGAGGAUCGUGAAAGGAUUGUUUUUUUGUCCCUCGGAACUUGUUUGCCCAAAUACGACUCGAAAAAAGCAAAGGCAUGGGAUCUUGAAAAACCUUCCAUGUUAAAUAAACUUCGCCAAUUUGUGGCAGUAAUGAUGGAUUAUGACUGGCUUUCGCACUUUCAAUACAUUAAUUGUCCGGAAAUUCGCCUAGAAAAUAACUACCUUCGAAUUCAGGAUGAUUCGUUAAGUGGAGUAACAUCGUCUGUGGACGUUGCAACGAAGAAGAAUUUGGGAAACGUUGUGAAAAUCGGAGAAGGUUUAUUGGAGAAACAAGUUUGUAGCAUUGACCUUCACAGUAGAACUUAUGUUCCUUCUGAUGGUGAGGGAACAAACAAGGAGGCAUUGAUUAGGCUGGCAGCUGUACUAUCUAGGGAGAAGCGACUUCGAGAUUCUGCUAAUACUAAAAAUAGUAGCUUCAGCUUACGGUGA
Messenger RNA from Erythranthe guttata (spotted monkey flower), 1293 nucleotides. NCBI's taxonomy places the organism in Eukaryota, Viridiplantae, Streptophyta, Magnoliopsida, Lamiales, Phrymaceae. The record is from RefSeq and is a predicted model, not a curated record.